AUCCCGGUGUUUGUAGCCUAAUUGCGCACGUUAUAAAUGUGGUUUGCAAGUUAUGUUAACUUGACAGUAUCCUGAUAGGCGUGCUAUCUUGGAAUAUCAUACGCUGUCAUCAGUAUAUCGAGUAGAUCUCCUUGUGGCAUGCUCCACGUUUCUACUGACCGGCUGCAUACAUUAAAUGUCCUCACGAUCUCUGUGACACAUGUCGUGAGCAAUAUCAUGACCAUCAUACGAAAUUUGAUGAAUAUCGUUGUAUUUGCAAUGCUUGGCAUCAUCAUGCAUCAUGAUCCUUCGGUUACACGCCACAUAUCAGGGAUUCACAAAGAUGCUGACGUUUCUCGUUCUUGUCUUCUUGGCUGUCAAGAUUGCCACCGGAGUGAUCACCGCGAUAUCAAUAUUCACAUCUCAAAAAAGAAAUACUCAUUCUGUCCGGUACCUAUCAGACCGAUAACUAUUACCUUUGAGGAGGAUGAUCUAUAUCUGUUUUCUAUGACUUCGAUGCUCACAACUGCAUGGGAGGUCCUCACACUGUCUCGCAGUUUGGAUUGCUGUCAAAAACACUUUCGUAAAAUGCAACGACUAUCGAAAGGGUGGAUUAUCGGGGAUUGUUUCAUGGCGUUGAUGAAGAGUCACAUAGUUUACUUUGCAAGCUUUGGACUUAAAUAUCGUGUUUCUGUUGGCGUUCUUUUACGUCCAUCCAUAUUUUUGUGCUGGGAUCACAUCCGAUCCUUAGCGUUCGACACACGCUAGGCUCGUGGUUGACUCCGAUGCGGAAACCACCGCUACGACUAAGUUGCCAAUAAUACCGUAACGAUAGCCGCCGUCGGAUCACUGCUAGUCUACUACUUAUCUGACCUCCAUAUGCCAAUCGGGAGCGCUUCUGCCGGUCUUG
This is a messenger RNA of Suillus plorans, 889 nucleotides long. RefSeq lists its product as uncharacterized. The transcript is spliced from 8 exons. The record is from RefSeq and is a predicted model, not a curated record. NCBI's taxonomy places the organism in Eukaryota, Fungi, Basidiomycota, Agaricomycetes, Boletales, Suillaceae. Bases 139 to 747 code for a protein of 202 amino acids.